AUGUCUGAGAUUCUUGUAGGGAAGUAUCUAUUCCGCCGGCUCAAGCAGGUUGGUGUUCAGACUGUCUUCGGCGUCCCGGGUGACUUUGAGCUCGCCCUUCUUAACCUCGUCCCUGAACAAGGCCUUUCGUGGGUCGGGACACCAAACGAACUUGUCGGUGCAUAUGCCGCGGAUGGCUAUGCACGCGAGAAAGGGUUCGGCGCGCUGGUCACUACGUUCGGCCCUGGUGAGCUGAGUGCUCUGUGUGGCAUUGGUGGUGCAUUUUGCGAGAAUGUUCCCGUGCUGCACAUUGUCGGCUAUCCCACGAGGCCUGUUCAGGCGAGCGGCAGGAUCAUCCAUCAUACACUUGGCGAUCUUCGCUAUGAUCACUAUGUCAAAAUGUCUGGAGAGUUGAGCUGCGCCACAGCUGUUCUCGAGGACACGCACACCGCCGCAGGCGAAAUCGACCGAGUGAUCAAUGCUAUGCUUUUGAACUCCAAACCUGGAUAUAUUGGUAUUUCGGAGGACGUCGCCUAUUCCAAGAUACCCUCAUCUUACCUUGAGACUAAGCUAGUCACUUGUCCUCCCCCGGGAAAUAUGGAAAUUGAACAGAAGGCCAUAUCAGCAAUUUCUAAGGCUCUCGCUGACUGCAAGAAACCUAUUCUUCUCGUCGAUGGCGGUGCUUCUCGCGGCAGCUGGGAGAAGUUUGUCCCUGAGCUCGUCGACACCCUCGCGAUCCCCGUCUUCACGACGACAUUGGGCAAGGGCAUUGUCGAUGAGAGCGGUCCUUACUAUGUCGGUGGUUAUGAAGGCCUAGUCUCUCUACCAGAAGUAAAGGAAAUCGUGGAAGGCGCGGAUUGUGUGCUGUGGCUAGGCAGCCUUCCUUCUGACUUCAAUACUCUUGGGUUCACUUUCCACAUCAGCUCAUCGGCAACUGUGAUCGACUUCCAGAGACUCUUCGUCAAGAUACGUGACACGAAGUUUGAAGCCAACAUCUCACAGAUUCUUCCCAGGCUUACCAAGGCAAUUGGCACAGAGAAGCCUCUAUCCGGCAAGAUGUCACAUGUCAAGCGGCCAGAGCGCCCCGCUGUUCCGGUGCCCAAAGCCAUAGAACAAGACUGGUUGUGGCCGCGCCUCUCGGCUUAUAUCAAGCCCGGCGACCUUGUUGUAACAGAAACUGGUACCUCCCAAUUCGGUUUCAACAUGACCACCCUCCCGCAUGGUGCGAAGGUCUGGACGCAGGCCGUAUAUGGCAGUAUCGGAUAUGCGGCUGGUGCGGCGGCCGGAGCGUCGAUCGCGGCAAAGGAGACGGGCAGAUACAAGCGCGUCAUCCUGAUUACGGGCGAGGGAAGCCUGCAGCUGACCGUACAGGCGUUUUCGAUCCUGAACAGACAUGGAAUCAAGCCCGUGGUCUUCAUCAUCAACAAUCUCGGUUAUACCGUUGAGAGAUACUUCAACGGCAUGGAGGCCGCGUACAAUGAUGUGCCGAUGUGGGAUUAUGGCGCAAUUUUCCAGGCUAUGUCUCCGGAAACGAAGAUCAAAUCGUUCAAGGUCGACAAGGCGGUCGACUUGGAUGCGCUAUUGUCCGAUGAGGAAUUUCAGACUGCUACAUAUCCCCAGUGUGUCGAUAUGAUGCUUGGUCCGAAGGACCUCCCUUCGAAUUUGAAGGAGAUGUUCGAGAUCGUGAAGGCGGGUGCUACUAAGAAAAGCCCAGGCACUUCUCACUCGACAGAGUGA
This is a messenger RNA of Diaporthe citri, 1716 nucleotides long. RefSeq lists its product as uncharacterized. NCBI's taxonomy places the organism in Eukaryota, Fungi, Ascomycota, Sordariomycetes, Diaporthales, Diaporthaceae. The transcript has 9 exons. The record is from RefSeq and is a predicted model, not a curated record. Gene Ontology annotation, molecular function: thiamine pyrophosphate binding; carboxy-lyase activity; magnesium ion binding. The coding region runs from base 1 to 1716 and encodes 571 amino acids.